Molecule: messenger RNA, 1584 nt
Organism: Metarhizium brunneum ARSEF 3297
Lineage: Eukaryota; Fungi; Ascomycota; Sordariomycetes; Hypocreales; Clavicipitaceae
Gene: pki1
Product: Pyruvate kinase
Biological process (GO): glycolytic process
Cellular component (GO): cytoplasm
Molecular function (GO): pyruvate kinase activity; magnesium ion binding; potassium ion binding
Source: RefSeq, a predicted model, not a curated record
AUGGCUGCUGCUCAACAGGACCACCUUGACACGGGUGGUAGGGUCGCCUGGCUAGCUUCACUCGACACUGCUUACAGUCCCGAGCACAACUACCGCCGUUCCUCCAUCAUUUGCACUAUUGGUCCCAAGACCAACUCCGUCGAGGCUAUCAACAAGCUCCGCGAUUCUGGCCUCAAUGUCGUGCGCAUGAACUUUUCCCAUGGCUCAUACGAUUACCAUCAGUCUGUCAUUGACAAUACGAGAGCUGCUGUCGCCUGUCAUGCUGGCCGACCGGUUGCCAUUGCCCUUGACACCAAGGGUCCAGAGAUCCGAACUGGUAACACUAAGAAUGACGAAGAUAUCCCAAUCUCUGUCGGUACGGUGAUGAACUUUACUACUGAUGAGAAAUAUGCCGCGAGCUGCGACACCGAGAACAUGUAUGUUGACUAUAAGAACAUUACCAAGGUCAUUGAACCUGGCCGUGUUAUUUAUGUAGAUGAUGGCGUUCUGGCUUUCGACGUUUUGAGCAUCAAGGACGAAAAGACCGUUGAGGUCCGUGCCAGAAACAAUGGCUUCAUUUCAUCCAGGAAGGGUGUAAAUCUUCCUAAUACCGAUGUCGAUCUUCCUGCUCUGUCUGAAAAGGACAAGGCCGACUUAAAGUUUGGCGUCAAGAACAAUGUGGAUAUGGUCUUUGCCUCCUUCAUCCGCCGAGCUCAAGACAUCAAAGACAUUCGCGAAGUACUUGGUGAGGAGGGCAAGCAAAUUCAAAUCAUUGCCAAGAUCGAGAACCGCCAGGGCUUGAACAACUUCAGAGAGAUUUUGGAAGAGACAGAUGGUGUCAUGGUUGCAAGAGGCGAUCUUGGAAUUGAGAUCCCGGCUGCAGAGGUAUUUGCGGCGCAGAAGAAGCUGAUUGCUAUGUGCAACAUUGCUGGAAAGCCCGUUAUUUGCGCGACGCAGAUGCUGGAAUCCAUGAUUAAGAACCCCCGGCCCACUCGUGCCGAAAUCAGCGAUGUUGGCAAUGCUAUCACUGACGGAGCAGACUGUGUCAUGCUGUCUGGUGAAACGGCAAAGGGAAACUACCCAUGCGAGGCCGUUCGUGAAAUGCAUGAGGCCUGCCUGAAAGCUGAAAAUUCCAUCCCGUACGUUUCUCAUUUCGAGGAAAUGUGCACUCUCGUGCAACGCCCAGUCAAGACUGUUGAAUCUUGCGCUAUGGCAGCUGUACGUGCUUCUCUUGAUUUGGCUGCUGGUGGUAUCAUUGUGCUGUCUACCUCGGGAGAAUCUGCAAGACUUCUCUCCAAAUACAGGCCAGUCUGUCCCAUUUUCAUGGUGACACGGAAUGCCACCACUUCGCGCUUCAGUCACCUGUAUCGUGGAGUCUAUCCAUUCCUUUUCCCUGAGGCCAAGCCUGACUUUGAUAAGGUCAAUUGGCAGGAGGAUGUUGACAAGCGUAUCAAGUGGGCUGUCAACCAUGCUCUGGAGCUCAAUGUCCUGACCCCAGGUGACACCGUGGUUGUCGUACAGGGUUGGAAGGGAGGCAUGGGCAACACCAACACGCUGCGAAUCGUCCGUGCCGACCCAGAGCACCUGGGAAUUGGCCAGGCUUAA